Molecule: messenger RNA, 2913 nt
Organism: Anopheles moucheti
Lineage: Eukaryota; Metazoa; Arthropoda; Insecta; Diptera; Culicidae
Product: peroxisomal multifunctional enzyme type 2-like
Exons: 6
Coding region: 165-2330 (721 amino acids)
Cellular component (GO): cytosol
Molecular function (GO): oxidoreductase activity
Source: RefSeq, a predicted model, not a curated record
GUGUUGUGGGGACCGUCCGUUGUUUUGUUAUUUGUUAUUUCUUUUUAUGCAGUGAAGUCGUUAAAGUUAGAUAAUCUUCGGAACCAUUCGUCAACGACAUUAAGUGAGGAGUGAUAGAUUUACUGUAUUUUUAAAACAAAAGUGCUACUUGAAUCGUGCUCACCAUGGUUGCACCGAAGGAACCUGCACAAAAGCUACGCUACGACGGACGUGUCGUGGUGGUGACCGGAGCAGGCGCUGGAUUGGGUCGCGAGUACGCACUGCUAUUCGCAUCGCGGGGUGCAAAGGUCGUUGUGAAUGACCUGGGCGGCAAUUUCAAUGGGCAGGGCAAAUCGAACGCAGCGGACAAGGUGGUGGAAGAGAUCCGGGCCGCCGGUGGUGUUGCCGUACCGGACUACAACUCGGUCGUGGAGGGCGAUAAGAUCGUCCAGACGGCGCUGGAAAACUUUGGACGCAUCGAUGUGCUGGUGAACAAUGCGGGAAUACUGCGCGAUCGUAGCCUGGCGCGCAUUUCCGACGAAGAUUGGAAUUUGAUCCACGAUGUGCAUUUGAAGGGUAGCUUCCUCACGACCCGUGCGGCCUGGCCGGUGAUGAAGAAGCAAAACUAUGGACGCAUCAUAAUGACGUCGAGCAAUUCGGGUGUUUAUGGUAACUUCGGUCAGGCGAACUACAGUGCGGCUAAGCUAGGCUUGGUUGGUUUGGCCAACACUGUUGCUAUCGAGGGUGCAAAGAACAAUAUCCACUGCAACGUGAUCGUACCUACGGCGGCCUCUCGCAUGACCGAGGGCAUUUUACCGGAGAUUCUGUUCAAUGAGCUUAAACCGAAACUGAUUGCUCCGGUGGUGGCGUACCUUUGCCACGAAUCGUGCGAUGACACGGGAGCCAUCAUCGAAAGUGCGGCCGGUUGGGCGACAAAGGUACACUUUGUGCGCGGCAGAGGCUGUGUGCUGCGUACCGCCAUCGACGAAGAUGUUUCACCCGAAUACGUGGAAAAGGUGUGGAAUCGUGUCACGGACAUGUCCGAGGCGCGUCACCUCAAUGCAAUCGGCGAAGCGAGCCUAAGCCUGGUGGGUGUGUUGGAAAAGUUGCGCGAUGGCAAAAACAACGAAAACUCUGUCACCGAAACAUUCCGCUACGGGUUUAAAGACGUCAUUCUGUACGCACUCGGUGUUGGUGCGACCGUAACCGAUCCAACCGACUUAAAGUUCCUGUACGAAAACAAUCCGGAGUUUGGCGUGUUGCCAACGUUUUUCGUCCUUCCCGGGCUGCUGGCCGUAAUGGGAUCUAGCUUGACCGCUUCUGCUAUUACACACACCACAUUUGACCUAACGAAUAUUCUCCAUGGCGAGCAAUAUCUGGAGCUGUUCGAAGCUCCCCCAACGGAGGGCGUCCUAACGACCACCUCUACCGUGCUGGACGUGGUGGAUAAAAAAUCUGGCGCAUUAGUUAUCACUCAGUCCGACUCGUACGACGAGCAGGGCACUCUAAUUGCACGCAAUCAAAGCUCCACGUUCGUUGUCGGUGCGGGUAACUUCAACGGCAAAACGAAGGCAGGCCCCGAGGUGAAACCGCUCGUACCAAACCCGAAACGUUCGCCGGAUGCUUCCGUAGAAGUGCCGACAAACAAAGACCAGGCAGCCGUGUAUAGGUUGUCGGGUGAUUUGAACCCUAUGCAUAUCGAUCCAAGCUUUUCGGCUAUUGCCGGAUAUAAGGUGCCGAUUCUGCACGGACUGUGUACGAUGGGUGUCUCGGUGAAGGCAGUGCUGAAGCAGUUCGGCGGUGAUGAUCCCAGCCUCUUCCGAGCGGCCAAGGUGCGCUUCUCCAAACCGGUGUUGCCGGGUCAAACGCUGCGUGUCGACAUGUGGAAGGAACCGAACAAUCGGGUUUGCUUCCGUACAGUAGUGGUCGAAACGAAUGCGGAGGUGCUAUCGGGUGCGUACGUGGACUUCAAGCAGAUCAUCAUCAAACCGAACAUGACUGCCUCCGUUGACCUACAGAGCGAUGCCGUUUUCGCCGGUAUCAAGGACCGCGUGGCUGAGAACGAAGCCAAGGCGAAGGCUAUCAAUGCGGUCUUCUUGUACAAAAUCACCAGCGGUGGCAAGGUGGCCAAGGAGUGGGUGCUUGAUCUAAAGAACGCGAAAGUAUACGAAGGGCCGGUACAGGGCAAAGCCGACACGACCAUGACGAUAGCCGAUGGGGAUAUGCUCGAGCUGGCACUCGGCAAACUGCAGCCCCAGACUGCAUUCAUGAAGGGCAAGCUGAAGAUCACCGGUAACAUUAUGCUGGCGCAGAAAUUGGCACCGUUGCUGAAGACGGAAGCGAAACUGUAAAGCGGCACCUUCUUAACUCCGCGUUCGAGGGGCUAUUGCUUCUGAUGAGUGUUGAGAGGAGUACCGGAUCGAUUACGAUCCGGUCGCGUACAUACAUUUCCAAAGUUAAACAUUGUUCUAUUUUAAAGUGAAUACACCACACAAACAUGGGUGCGUACUCUAGCAAAGGAAUUAUAAUUUGGUCUAUAUCAACAACAGAACAGAAUAGUGGAGUGGGUUUCUUACCGCCACGACGAAGAUUAGAAUGACGUGCGGGGCAUGACUGGGCAUAAUUUUCUACAUCGUUUAAACCCUCCUUUCUUUAUAAAUCAAUACUGAUAAGCCGGUAAGAUUCGUUGGCAUGCACAAGCAGGACGGCAACGUACUAAAGUAUUUUUCAUUUCACAUUUUGGGGUUUUAAUUGUUUUAAACUGUUUUCGCUAGUUCCGUGAUUCUGUGACUGUAUGUACUGUACGCUUUAUGUAACUCUGUUAUUAUUACGACUCUACACAUCAUGAUGAUGGCAUGUUAAAUCAUAAAUUCGCUAAAUCCGGGGAUAUGGGCAAUAAAACGGAAGGAAAAUAAAUAUUUUUACAAAACGAUA